AUGGGCAAGAAAAAAGGAGGUAAUAAAAACAAACUGGCUAAGAUGUCCGAAGAGGAGCGGGCUCGUUACCUCCAGCAUCGGGCCGACAUGGAGGAAGAAGCUCGCCGCCGGAAGCAGCAACUGAUCGCAACGUUUAUGAAGAAUAAACUAAAGCGCGAGGACGCCUUCUCCCGGCUGAACCUGGCCAAGAUCAACCAGGAAUGGCGCUCGAUACUGCGCAACAUCAAGUGCAAAGAGUUGCGCAACGAGAUUGAACUGGUGGAGAAGAUGUGCAAGGAGUGCAUCGAGAACAAGAACGGCGUUAUCCGGCGGUUGCUGUGCGAUCUGGACGAGUCGGAGGAAAUCUACGCCACGAUGCUGCACGCGCACAUGGAGAAGAUACAGAAAAUCAUGAACAUUCACAACGAUCGAUUGCACUUCCAGACUAAGUUGUACGAAAUUGAGAAGAAGGAAAUUAUUGCAAACUAUGAUCAGGAGAUUGCUAACUAUAAGGGCAAGAAGUUUGGACUGCAGAAAGAGUUGGAGUGUGUUUUCUAUGGGUUGGCGGAGCGUUCGCGACUUGAACGGAAACAAGCGGAAGAAGAGCAUAUGGCGAAAAAGGAUGAACUGAAAAAUUCGAUGAUUCUAAAGCUGGAGAUGAUCACCAAGGAACGUGAACGACACAUGGAGAGGUUGUGGAAAGAGUUUCAGAAGGUGUUGAGCACGUACCUGCGCAAUACCGAGGAGUACCGCAACGAGUACAGCAAACUGCGGGAUCAGGAUUCUAGCGAUACGCAGAACAUCCAAAGCCAUUAUGUGGAGGUCGCUCGACUAAGCGAGCUGAUCGGUAAUCUGCGGCACAAGCUGGUUACCAUUCGGGAAGAGCACGAUUUCAACAUCAAGCAGCUGCAGAAAACCAAGGCCGAGCUGCAGGAGCGGGUUAGGAACAUUAAGCAGGAGAUGAAGAUUGGCCUCAAAAGGGAUGAAGACCGGUUGAAGCAGUUGGCCGUUUGUAGCAACGAAGCUUUGAAGUAUUUGCAGAAUUUACUAAAACGUGGAAAUGGUAUUCUUCAGAUUGCUAACUUUUGUAAAAAGUUCGAGACAGAGAACGAAAGCUUACUUCCGUUCGUUCAUAGCGCCGUAAAGAGGCAAAUGUUUGAAGUGGAUGAAGAUGAACUCAAGGAACCGGCAACUGAGUUUGAGAGUUUCAAAAAAGAUACUUUUGGUAUUGCAAAGAAGUUUGAAAACUUCUGGAUGAGAUUCAAUAAAGCUAGAAUUGAUUGCGCUUGUUUGCAGGAGGAAAAACAGCAAUUGCUGGAGGAGAACGAGUGCUUGAAGAAUCAAUUGAAGGAAUACUUAAUAACGGUAAACAUGAAUAACGGAGGGUCUUUAGAGUCCAAUGAAACACUACUGGCUCGGCGACCUAGUUCCAUGAAGGUUGAAAAAGUUAUUCAUAUUGAUUUGAAAAAUAAAUCCGCCAAAUCCGGUAAGAAUGGCCAACGCAGACCUGUCACGUGUAUCGAAGGAAACUUAAGCAAUGCCAUACGAAAUGGUAAGCUGCUGGAAAUUCGAACCAAAUCAACCGAGUUGUACUCACUAGUCCAACAGUCAACUUGA
Molecule: messenger RNA, 1596 nt
Organism: Sabethes cyaneus
Lineage: Eukaryota; Metazoa; Arthropoda; Insecta; Diptera; Culicidae
Product: dynein regulatory complex subunit 2
Exons: 3
Coding region: 1-1596 (531 amino acids)
Biological process (GO): regulation of cilium movement; cilium-dependent cell motility; axonemal dynein complex assembly
Cellular component (GO): axonemal dynein complex; axoneme
Source: RefSeq, a predicted model, not a curated record